Molecule: messenger RNA, 2272 nt
Organism: Mytilus trossulus (common blue mussel)
Lineage: Eukaryota; Metazoa; Mollusca; Bivalvia; Mytilida; Mytilidae
Exons: 3
Coding region: 291-2267 (658 amino acids)
Source: RefSeq, a predicted model, not a curated record
UUUAAUUAAUAAUAACUGCCACGUGAAUUAACCUUCCUGGUAAACAAACCUGAAUGAACAUUUCAAAUUAAAGAAUGAAGUCUGAAAUGCAACACAGCAAAUUACGAGGAAAAGGUGGCUGAGGAAUCUAGGAAGCAGUUGAGUAUAACAGUCCAGCUAGUACAUCACUGCCACUACCAAGCUUAAAGGCUCUUCUGAAAAUUUGAAUGUCUUUUCUAUGUACUGUUUACCAAAAGAAAAAUUUGAUUUAAAUUCCGAUUCAUCUCUGUAUCUAAUUAACAUAUACAAAAAUGACUAGAAGAUCUAUUGAAACAUGCGACUCGUUGAAUUUUUACAAAUAUCUUUGCCAGAGGAUCGGAUCUGAGGAAGACGUGAGAAUAAGGAGACUGGCUUUCGUUAUUCGUGACAUUGGACGAAAUGAUACAUUUAUAACUAGUGGAAGUAAAGGUGAAGGACUCAAUUUAAACGGCAGUGAUUUAGAUCUGAUGAUAAUUGAUCGUUGCGCUCAGGUGUAUGAAUCGGAAGAAGAGGUUGUAAUUAAAGGCAGGGGACUACCGUUCAUGAUGUAUACUGAGGACACACCACCUUGUUUUACACAAUUAUAUCUUCUAACCUAUCAUAAAAAUCAAACACUUAUCACCGUUUCUGUUUCAUUUCUAAAUAUGUUAGAUAUAAAUCAUAGGGGAUAUGCAUUCUCAAGUGAACUUUAUAAGCUAUCUUAUUUGUCAAAUGCAUAUAGGCCCUCAAAAAUUCAUGGACCGUGUAUAUCAGAUGAAUUUGAUCAACCAGAUGUUGCAUUUUGCCUUAAAUGCGACACAUGGAUAUGCCAAGCAAAACCAUGGGUUAGUAGACCUCGUGCAACUUGGCCUUCACCUGAUCUCAUUUCCAAAAUAAUAUCUUGUGGUGUGUUAUUUGUUCCAAUAGGCUACAAAGGAUCAAUACACGAAAACAUUCAAUGGCGAAUUUCAUUUUCAGUUGCGGAAAAAUUUCUUGUAUUUUCCUUUAGCCAUACCCAAUUACUAUGUUAUGCUUUGUUGAAAAUUUUACUGAAGGAAGUAAUUGAGAAACAUGAGGAUUUGAAAGGUUUAUUGUGUUCGUAUUUCUUAAAAACACUAAUGUUUUGGAUUUUAGAAGAAACAGACCCAUGCGCAUGGCGACCAGAUAAUUUGGUACCAUGUUUUAAGGCAUGUCUACAAAGACUGCUCUACUGUGUAAGAUACUCAAUAUUGCCACACUAUUUUAUUCCUGAAUACAAUUUGUUCCUAUUACGAUUCAAUUCUUAUAACCAACAAAUUUUGAUCACCAUACUCAAGAAUUUAUAUGGACAAGGUAUUAAUAGUUUUGCAUUUUCUGAAACCCUACAAGAUUAUCAAAACCAGUGCAACGAAAUCACUGAAUCAUUAUUAAGCAAAAACAUCGGAUGUUCACAAAAUUUUAUGCCAACAUAUAUUCAUAUUCUUAAUUCUGGUAAAGUUGGACGUUUUUCAAGACUGUUGUAUAAAUGUCUUCACCACUUGCCAACUCGGAUAUCGAAGGGGUUAUUCGCUUUACAAAUAUCAGCCGCAUUUAAAGUUGUUCCCACAACAACACACCAAUCAUACAGUUCAACAAACAAACACCGUUACUUAAUUUACAAAAAUGAUCUUAGUCAUUUACUAAUCGGUUUACAUUCAGAUGCAAUAACUGGACUGUUGAUGUUAGCUUCUUUCUUCUAUGUUGCUGGAAAUUACUUAGCCACAUUAACUGUAUUAACAUAUACAACGGGGAAAUUCACAGAUGACACAAUCUAUCUUAGAGUUUUGAUUAAUAGCUGCUACCUUCCAGAUAAUAUCAAACAGCAUGUUGUGAAACUGAUGAAUAAAGAAUCACUUCCUACAAUUUUAAGAUUAUUGACAACUCGGUGCUUUGAAAUUGACCAUAAAUCCGCAAUAGCUCCAAAAGAAUUACAAGAAGAUGUUUCACGCGACUGUACUAUUUUUCACCCGUUACCUUAUGUACAUUUCCUCCGCUUCUUGUGUUGCUACCAUCUACAUGACAUUAUAUCGAGCAGAGAGUCCUUAAAACAACUCGAGCUGGUUAAUAGGACAAUUUUAGAAAGUUGUUCUUUUGUUUCAUAUCCUGAUUCGUUGAAUACUGUCAUUAUGUGUGGCAUAGCUUACCAGUUAUUAGGUGAUAUACACACUGCUAGACGUGCUUUUCAAGAAAUAGCUGCGCAUGAUAAGAACAAUGAAACCAGUGCAGCAUCAAGGCUGAAAAGUCUGUUCUAAUAAAA